This is a messenger RNA of Pediculus humanus corporis (human body louse), 384 nucleotides long. RefSeq lists its product as uncharacterized. NCBI's taxonomy places the organism in Eukaryota, Metazoa, Arthropoda, Insecta, Psocodea, Pediculidae. The record is from RefSeq and is a predicted model, not a curated record. Bases 1 to 384 code for a protein of 127 amino acids. The transcript has a single exon. Gene Ontology annotation, biological process: proteasome assembly.
AUGGAUUUUAAUAAAGAAGAAAUUAAAAUUAAUCCCUCGACAAUAGGAGUUUAUACUUUUACGACAAAUGUCGCCGAAAGACAAAUUAAAUUCGAAGUACUCAAGUUUAAAGAUAGCAUUUUUGUAUGGAUCGGUGAAAAACACAUGAGAGUUUUUAAUGAUCUGUCAUUAUCAACGUUAUUUCCAAAAACAAUGGAACCCAUCGGUACGAAAAUAAUGGGAGAUCAAACGAAUUUGACGUCGAGUAACAUAGCAAAUAAAUUGAGUAAAAAACUAAGCAAACCCGUAUACGUGAGUUUUAAUUUAGUCGAUGAUAGACUGACAGUAGCCGUUGUCAAUAGUAAAUUAGCUGAAGAAAUAAAAAAUAAUCCUCAAUUUUUUUGA